GAUCUUCCUCAUGGAGGUCACUUGUCACAUGGAUUUAUGACUCCUAAAAGACGGGUAUCUGGGACUUCGAUUUAUUUUGAAUCGAUGCCCUACCGUCUUGAUGAAUCAACAGGCCUUAUUGAUUAUGAUAUGCUUGAGAAAACUGCCACCCUCUUUCGACCAAAACUCAUCAUUGUUGGUGCUAGUGCUUAUCCUCGUGAUUUCGAUUAUCCUCGAAUGAGAAAGGUUGCAGAUUCUGUUGGGGCUUUUCUCAUGAUGGAUAUGGCUCACAUAAGUGGUUUCGUUACUGCAUCUGUACUUUCCGACCCAUUUGAAUACUGUGAUGUUGUAACAACCACCACUCACAAGUCAUUACGAGGUCCCAGAGGUGGCAUGAUUUUCUACAAGAAAGAUCUUGUUCUUUGGGCCGGUGUUGAAGGUGGCAUAGCCACGGUAUGGCAACACAGGAGUGGUUGGUCGUGGCUUAAUGGGAAUUUGAGGUAA
This is a messenger RNA of Papaver somniferum (opium poppy), 483 nucleotides long. Its product is annotated as serine hydroxymethyltransferase 3, chloroplastic-like. Gene Ontology annotation, molecular function: glycine hydroxymethyltransferase activity; serine binding; zinc ion binding. The annotation marks the transcript as partial. The transcript has 5 exons. The record is from RefSeq and is a predicted model, not a curated record. NCBI's taxonomy places the organism in Eukaryota, Viridiplantae, Streptophyta, Magnoliopsida, Ranunculales, Papaveraceae. Gene Ontology annotation, biological process: L-serine catabolic process; tetrahydrofolate interconversion; folic acid metabolic process. Gene Ontology annotation, cellular component: cytoplasm.